UGAAAGGUUUUGGGUAAUCAGCAUGUGAGGAUAGCUUCCAACAUUUAUUGCUAUGCAAAGCAGAAGGAAAGGAAUGCGCCAACAUGAUUUUUUUUUUUUUUAAUUUGCCCAUCUGGUUUUGUUUCGGGAUUAGAGAGAAAAUUCCUUCCAUCCAGCAAAUGCCAACUGGCAACUUGGCACCUUUCCCAGUUCUGGCAUGAAUCAAACCAAUAAGACCAGCGUAGUGAUUCUGUAUCUUCACAUAUCCAGUACAUGUGGAUGAUGUAUUUAGCUUUAUCAGGAUACAUAAAGUUUGACCAUGUCAUUAUGAAAAAGUGCUUUUUAACAUCCAUCUAAUCCUUCCAGAUUAUUUUCUACGAGGACAAAAACUUCCAGGGUCGCCGCUAUGAGUGCGACAGCGACUGCUCAGACUUCCACACCUACCUGAGCCGCUGUAACUCCAUACACGUGGAGAGCGGCGUCUGGGUGGUCUACGAGCGUCCCAAUUACAUGGGCCACCAGUAUGUUCUGACACGUGGAGAGUACCCAGAGUUCCUGCGCUGGAUGGGCCUCAAUGACCGUCUCAGCUCCUGCAAGCUGAUCCACUUUACAAGCGGGACACAGUACAAGGUGCAGGUCUAUGACAAGGUAGACUUUGCAGGUCAGUCAUUUGAGGCCACCGAGGACUGCCCGUCUGUUCUGGAGCGUUACCGUUUGAGAGAGGUGCACUCUUGCAAGGUCCUGAACGGCUACUGGGUAUUCUAUGAGCAUCCCAAUUACCAUGGUCGCCAGUACUUCCUGGAAAAGGGUGAAUAUCGCAAGCCUGUGGACUGGGGCGCAGUCUGUCCCACCGUGCAGUCCUUCCGCCACCUGACCGAGUCACCUUAAUCAAACAAGGACGUGCUGCAUGAUUAUAGCGCUUUGGUUGUGAUUUAAACUGAGGUCCUGGAUGAAAUAAAGUUUGACUUGUAAUUGCUUGGAAGAGUCUGUCUGAUUAUUUACAAGGUUUUAUAUGAUCC
Molecule: messenger RNA, 998 nt
Organism: Neoarius graeffei (lesser salmon catfish)
Lineage: Eukaryota; Metazoa; Chordata; Actinopteri; Siluriformes; Ariidae
Gene: crygs2
Product: crystallin, gamma S2
Biological process (GO): lens development in camera-type eye; visual perception
Molecular function (GO): structural constituent of eye lens
Source: RefSeq, a predicted model, not a curated record